UGAAUCAGGACACUAUAAAAGGAACAUGAGAGGCUGUGAGGAUGACAGAGCAAGAGCUGGAAACAAACAUCAGUGAAGAAUGAAGGCUUUAGUAUGUAUACCGCUGCUGUUGGAAACCUUUGUGUUUGUCGUCCAGCAGCAGGUAGAUGGAGGACUCAAUGAGAAUGAGAUCAGUCAACAGAUCAGCUCUGAGGACGGAAGACAGAAUCCACCUCAAACAGACACUUUGAGAGCUGAAGCUUCAACUGACAGACAACAAUACUGUGAUCUGGGCAUCCCUGACAUCCAUACAGCACUGAGAGAACUGACCGCCACCGUUACAGAGCAGAAAGAAAACAUUAGAGCUUUAGAGACGCAACUAAGAGAACAACAGACGUUUAUCCUGGAAGAGCUGAACAAGAAAAAUGAUGAAAUUUCAAAUCUUACUUUGGGUCAAGUGGAGUUGAGAAAGGAAAAUAGAGACAGAGAAAUAGCUUUUUCAGCUGCACUGAUGAAAUCUGGAAGUGGAUAUACUGGUCCUUUUACCACUGAAACGACACUAACCUACAAGAACGUCUUCACAAACAUAGGGAACGCCUACAACCCACUUACAGGUAGUUUCACAGCACCACUGAAAGGAGCGUAUAUGUUCAGAUUCUCUGUGCGUGGUGAUGGCGGAACUGCAGCUACUGCAACCAUUUUUAAGAAUGGAAAGCGUGUGGUUAUAGCUCAUGAUAAUCAGGCUCAGGGUGUGUUAAGCUCCUCAAAUGGAGUUGUGUUGAUCCUGGAGGUUGGAGAUGUUGUCUAUGUGAGACUUUGGUCUGGCAGGAGGAUAUUUGAUAGCCAGAAUAACUUCAACACUUUCAGUGGUUUCCUACUGUUUCCCUUAAAAUAACAGGAGAUUUGAAGAAUGUGAUUCUAAUAAUUCUGAACCUUCAGUGCAUGAUUUAAGAUGAAAAUUAUGAAGAAUCAAUAACAUAUGAACCUGUAUUAAUGAGGACUAAUGUGCGUAAGAAAUUUUCAAUAGAUUACUGUAUAAAGUCAGUAUAAUACACUAUAAUCAUGAGUUCUGAUCUAAAUAUUUUUUAUUUUAUAUUAUUUGUUGAAUUUUUUUAUGAUAAAUAAUACAUUUAAGUGUGUAUUGUUACUGAUCAUUGAUCUGUAUCUCUUCA
Messenger RNA from Megalobrama amblycephala (Wuchang bream), 1151 nucleotides. RefSeq lists its product as uncharacterized. NCBI's taxonomy places the organism in Eukaryota, Metazoa, Chordata, Actinopteri, Cypriniformes, Xenocyprididae. The transcript is spliced from 4 exons. The coding region runs from base 80 to 874 and encodes 264 amino acids. Gene Ontology annotation, molecular function: protein binding. The record is from RefSeq and is a predicted model, not a curated record.